UGCCGUCCCAUCCCAGGAUCCGCUCAGCACCCGUUUACUAUCUGCGCUCCAGCACAGUGCACACACAACUUUGGUCCCAUAGUCGGAGUGAGCCGUCCGCUGAAGAUGUCAUGAUCUGUUGUCCGCCAGGCAGACGCACGACACCAUUAACCCAUCUGGAAUCAUCACCUACAAGACAGCUUCGGUACAAUGCAUGCACGUGCUGCACCGGUACUCAAGAACGCAGAAGAUCUUCGUGGGAAUGCGAAGUCGCCUUACGAGCAACGCUGAUUGAACAAACCCUUAACCACAAGCAAUCAGAGGGCGUCGGGUUGGGAGUUGAGGGAGUUGGGGCACCCGUUCGUUCAAGUUGUCUUUUGAGCGCUCAUGUCUGCGACCGGUGCUACUAUGUCCCUCUUCCUAUACGUAGUAAGGACUACGUCAAUGGCUGUGGCACACAUUCCACAAGCUCGUUCGUAGGAUAUGGAGCAGGUGGACUUACUUGUUUUCUAAAGAGACGAGCGCUCAUGCGCAUGUCCGCAACUGGCACUAUGUGCAACUUCCUGUGUGGAUUACGUUGGAGAUUACGCCGAAUAUUUGCAGGAACCUCUACUUCACAUGGUUUAUUUCUGAACUCAAUACUGUCAUAUUGUCCCCUUGACUCGAUCGACCUGGACGUCUUGGUGGGUGGAGUUUCGCGUACUACUAUUGUGGUUCAUCCUGCGAGUUAAGAGGGAGUCGCUUUGAUUGAGAGCCAUCAAUCACUUGCAUAGAGAAGUGAUGAU
Molecule: messenger RNA, 764 nt
Organism: Suillus plorans
Lineage: Eukaryota; Fungi; Basidiomycota; Agaricomycetes; Boletales; Suillaceae
Exons: 6
Coding region: 111-710 (199 amino acids)
Source: RefSeq, a predicted model, not a curated record